Messenger RNA from Centropristis striata (black sea bass), 2774 nucleotides. Its product is annotated as tripartite motif-containing protein 16-like. Gene Ontology annotation, molecular function: protein binding; zinc ion binding. The record is from RefSeq and is a predicted model, not a curated record. The transcript has a single exon. The coding region runs from base 16 to 1692 and encodes 558 amino acids. Lineage: Eukaryota; Metazoa; Chordata; Actinopteri; Perciformes; Serranidae.
UGACUGAGAGGUGAAAUGGCGCAGAAAGGAGCUCAGCUGGAUCGAGAAGUCUUCACUUGUCCGAUCUGUCUGGAUCUACUGAAGGAUCCGGUGGCUACUACAUGUGGACACAGCUACUGUAUGAACUGUAUUAAAAGCUUCUGGGAUGAAGAGGAUGAGAAGGAAACCUACAGCUGCCCUCAGUGCAGACAGACGUUCACACCGAGGCCUGUCCUGCUGAAAAACACCAUAUUAGCAGUUUUAGUGGAUGAGCUGAAGAAGACCGGACUCCCAGCUGCUCCUGCUGAUCUCUGCUAUGCUGGACCAGAAGAUGUGGCCUGUGAUUUCUGCACUGGUAGAAAACUGAAAGCCCUCAAGUCCUGUCUCAACUGUCUGUUGUCAUAUUGUGAGAAACACCUUCAGCCUCAUUAUGACGCAGCUCUGUUAUCAAAACACAAGCUGGUGGAGCCCUCCAAGAAGCUCCAGGAGAACGUCUGCUCUCGUCACGAUGAGGUGAUGAAGAUGUUCUGCCGUACAGAUCAGAAGUCUAUCUGUUAUCUCUGCUCUGUGGAGGAACAUAAAGGCCACGACACGGUCUCAGCUGCAGCAGAACGGACGGAGAAGCAGAAAGAGCUGGAGGUGAGUCGACAAAACAUCCAGCAGAGAAUCCAGGACAGAGAGAAAGAUGUGAAGCUGCUUCAACAGGAGGUGCAGAACAUCAAUCGCUCCGCUGAUAAAACAGUGGAGGACGGCGAGAAGAUCUUCACCGAGCUGAUCCGUCUCUUGGAGAAAAGAAGCUCCGAGGUGAAGCAGCAGGUCAGAUCCCAGCAGGACACUGAAGUGAGUCGAGUCAAAGAGCUUGAGGAGAAGCUGCAGCAGGAGAUCAGAGAGCUGAAGAGGAAAGACGCUGAGCUGAAGAAUCUCUCACACACAGAGGACCACAACCAGUUUCUACACAGCUUCCCCUCACUGUCAGCACUCAGUGAGUCUACAUCCAGCAUCCAGAUCCGUCCUCUGCGCUACUUUGAGGACGUGACAGCGGCUGUGUCAGAAGUCAGAGACAAACUACAGGACGUCCUGACAGAGGAAUGGUCAAAGCUCUCACUGACACUGACUGAAGUGGAUGUUUUACUGUCAGAUUCACCAGCAGAGCCCAGGACCAGAGCUGGAUUCUUAAAAUAUUCAUGUGAGAUCACACUGGAUCCAAACACAGCAGAAACACAGCUGUUAUUAUCUGAGGGGAACAGAAAAGCAACAUACAUGAGUAAUAAUCAGUCCUAUCCAAGUCACCCAGACAGAUUCACUCAAUGGAAGCAGGUCCUGAGUAGAGAGAGUCUGACUGGACGUUGUUACUGGGAGGUGGAGUGGAGAGAGGGUGGAGUUUAUGUAGCAGCUUCAUACAAGAAUAUCAGCAGAGGGUCGGGGUCGGAUGACUCUGCAUUUGGAUACAAUGACAAAUCUUGGUCAUUACGAUGUUACAACAAAAGUUAUACAUUUUGGUCCAACAACAUCAACACUCCCGUCUCAGGUCCUCACUCCUCCAGAGUGGGAGUGUUCCUGGAUCACAGAGCAGGUAUUCUGUCCUUCUACAGCGUCUCUGACACCAUGACUCUCCUCCACAGAGUCCAGACCACGUUCACUCAGCCGCUCUAUGCUGGACUUCGGCUUUUGUACAGUUUUGGAGCCACUGCUGAGUUCUUUAAACUUAAGUAACCAAAGUAAUUUAAGUGAUAGCAGUCUUACAGCUCCCAUAUUGUUCACCUUUGUGGUGUUUUAUUUGAAGUUUUGACAUCUAUGAGAAGAUACAUUUUUAGUCUUACGUGCAAAAAAUCAUCUCAGAUCAGUUGUUCAUCUGCUCUCUCAGCCUCCCUCUGCAGCUCCAGCAACUCAGAUCUCUGUCUCAUUAAUAUUCAAGGUCCUUUCUUCUGAUUGGCUGACAGUCUUGAGUGACACAUGACCAGGCUAACCUCAGUUAACAGAUUGCAGCCUCACUAAAACUUACCGGUGAAUGUAAAAAGACGAUGGCCACCGCUGAGGAAAAUGUUCCCAGACUUUACAUGUUAGAGCUGGAGUCAGAGCCUGAAUCCCAGAUGAUGCUUCCCUCUGACUCAAACAUGAAAUAUAUUACUGGUUCACUUACAGGUUGUAGAUUUAGAGUCAGGCACAAUAAUGUGGAGACGGCCGUAUCCUAUAUGAGAAGCUUCUUUGAGUGACGGCUUUUAUUGUGCAUUGUGUUUAUUCUGAUAUUUGAAAUGAAAAUUUGUGCAAUGAUAUAUUGGCUUCCUGAGUUUCAGAGAUUGAGCAUUUUAAUAUUUUUCACAGUAUUUUUAUUGUAACUAUUGCUGCUUUAUAAUCACAAAAGAAUUGUGAACUGUGUUUUCUACAAUAUGGGACCUUUAAACUGAUUUCUUUCCAUGUUUGUUGCUGAGAGCUCAUCAUUGUGGCAUUUCUUCUCUGUAGAGAUCAGCUGUCAAUCAAACAUUAUGGGCGGGGCUUUGACAUCUGUAAUAAUGUUGUUCUGUAAAUGUUUUACUUUCCUUCCUGACCACUGAGGCUUUCACUGCUCAUGGUGACUGUUGUUCACCUCAACUCAUAUUUCUCUGAAUGAAAAUGUAAAUUUCUCUGAGCUUCAAAUGUUUGUUGAAUAUUUGUAUGUUGUUGUUUUUCUUUUCCUGCAUGGCUCUUAAGAGAGAAAGCUCCAGAUAUUAAAAUAAAAUGUGUUAAAAAAACAUUUUUUUUGUAUGUGCUUUUUUCUGUCUUGUAUGCUUGUUUUACUUGCUGUUCAGCACUUUGUA